GGCCAUGGCCCAGCGGGCGCCCAGGGGGCAGGGGCAGGACGAGGAGGAGGGAGCGGAGGAGGAGGCGGCGGCGAGGGGCAGCCAGGCGCGGGCCAGGAGCCAUGCGGAGCCCGCGGCGAGCGGCGGCAGGAGCCAGGAGCGGCAUGAGAGGAAGCGGAAGAGGCAGGAGGCGCAGCAGCUGCAGAAGAUCCAGCACUUGGAGUCUUUCUAUGAGAAACCUCCCCCUGGGCUAAUUAAGGAGAAUGAAACAAAACCAGAAGACUGCAUACCUGAUGUACCAGGCAAUGAAAGUGCACGGGAAUUCCUGGCACAUGCCCCAACCAAAGGGCUUUGGAUGCCUUUGGGAAAAGAAGUCAAAGUUAUGCAGUGUUGGAGAUGUAAACGUUAUGGACACAGAACAGGAGAUAAGGAAUGCCCGUUCUUUAUUAAAGGCAAUCAGAAGUUGGAACAAUUUAGAGUAGCACAUGAAGAUCCAAUGUAUGAUAUAAUAAGGGAAAAUAAGCGUCAUGAAAAAGAAAAGAGGAUACAGCAACUGAAGCAGCUCCUGGAGGACUCUACCUCAGAAUCUGAUAGCAGUGAUGACAGUGAUGACGAUGAUGAAGAUGGCAGCAGCUCCACUUCCUCAGAACAUAAACACAAGAAGAAAAAGAGAAAAAAGGAAAAGAAAAAGAAAGAAAAGAAGAAGAAGAAAAAGAGGAAGCAUAAAUCAUCCAAAUCUAAUGACAAGUCAGAAUCUGACUGACAGCAGUCACCUGCUGCAUGCUCAUUGACCUCUCUACUUGUGAACUGUGGGGAAAGAUCCAAAGAAUGAGGAGGAAAACACCAGAAAGGGCUUUAUUAAACUUGAAACAUACAUGUGUAUGCAUACAGCAUCCUACACUGGCAUCCUGUUCUGCCCCUCUGCUGCCAGAAAGAAGAAAGCUGCAUUGAACCAUAUCUUUGUGCUGUAAAACCCAUGCUGAGACUCACCCAGCUUGGUCAGAUGGGGCCUCUGCAUUGCUGCCUGUGACCAGCAGCAGAAAGCAGCGACCACCGACAAACCUGUAGCAUUAGCAGACUGUCUGUUGAAGUGUCUUUACUCCAUGAAGUUAUUUUAUCAUAUACAAAGCCUCAUUGUACCAGGACUGCAGUUUGCACCAUGCAGAGCACUGAGGGUUCCCUUCCAGUGCUUGUAAUGAGCAGGUUGUACUGUAUUUUCUUCUGCACGUACGUGCUGAACUUCUGUGUACUCAUCCUAAUAUUGGCAGCUAGGGAAAUAAAAGAGUUCUGCUG
Molecule: messenger RNA, 1272 nt
Organism: Melospiza georgiana
Lineage: Eukaryota; Metazoa; Chordata; Aves; Passeriformes; Passerellidae
Gene: RP9
Product: RP9 pre-mRNA splicing factor
Exons: 6
Coding region: 5-742 (245 amino acids)
Biological process (GO): RNA splicing
Source: RefSeq, a predicted model, not a curated record